Molecule: messenger RNA, 591 nt
Organism: Aedes aegypti (yellow fever mosquito)
Lineage: Eukaryota; Metazoa; Arthropoda; Insecta; Diptera; Culicidae
Product: ejaculatory bulb-specific protein 3
Exons: 2
Coding region: 149-532 (127 amino acids)
Source: RefSeq, a predicted model, not a curated record
AUUAGAGGCCCAGGUCGUGGCGUCCAAGGGGACAAGAGGCCUUAAAUUCGCACAUGACAGAGGUGUUGCAUAACUAUAUAUAUUGCCAUAACGCCAGUAGAGUGCAUAGUUCAAAUCUGUUCUGCAGUCAAGUUCCUAUUCUUUCAAAAUGAAGUUCUUCGUCGUUGCUUUGGCCCUGAUCGCUGCAGUUGCUGCCCAGGAUGAAGCCAUGUACACCUCCAAGUUCGACAACAUCAACCUGGAUGAGAUCCUGCAGUCGGACCGUUUGUUCAAGAACUAUUACAACUGCCUGACCGAUGCUGGACCAUGCACUCCCGAAGGAAACGAAUUGAAGCGAGUCCUGCCGGAAGCUCUGGAGACGAACUGUGCCAAGUGCAGCCCGAAGCAACGUGAAGCUGGAACCCGUGCCAUCAAGCAUGUGACCGAGAACCGACCGGAGGAAUGGAAGGUCCUGCGGGCUCGUUUCGAUCCGGAGAACAAGUACAUCGAGCGAUUCUCUGCUGAAGCCGAGAAGGAGGGUAUCAAGUUGUAAACUGUGGCUUAUUGAAUCAUUGUUUAUGUGUGUUAUAAAUAAAAAAGUUUAUUGAAAAA